CUUCAAACCACUCGGGGAUAAGGACGAAUCAAUGCACCUCACAAGUAUUCCUGAGAGUGUUCGCGUUCAAGUUCACUUGCGUUGUGGUCAAGACUUCUGAUGAAGUUGUUGCUGUGAAGUGUAUUCAGAUUACACUUUCUUAACUAAAUGUUCCCUGAGCUGGCUCUGAGCCAAACCACCUGCUGGUAGACCCCUGUUGCAGAUGCUGACUACCUCAUAAGUUCAAAAUAUUUCAGAAAAAAUGGGAAACGUACCAUCAGAAGCAAACAUGGGCAACAGUCUUAGGUGCUGCAAGUGUAAUAGAGUCUUGCCUCCAUGUCAUUCCUUUGAUAAUUUAAGACAAGACGUCAUACAUGGGCAGCAUGUGCAUGUGUUCAAUGGAGGAGAAUACUACAGACCAGUUGGCAAUAAUAACCAAUAUCACUGCCCUGAUUGCUUUUAUAAGCCAAUCAGAGAUGCAGAACUUAGGAGGGAAUAGGAAGAAAAAAGAAGGAAAGAAGAAGAAAGAAGGCGAGAGGAACAGAGAAGAGAGGAAGAACGUAAGAGAGAGGAGGAAAGGAAAAUGAUGGAAGAAGAGAGGAUAAAAGAAGAGGAGCAAAAGAGAAGAGAGGAGGAGAGGAGGAGACAGGAGGACCAAAAAAGAACAGAGGAAGAGAGAAAAAGGAAAGAGGAGGAGAGAAGAAGACAAGAAGAACAAAAACGGAUAGAAGAGGAGAGAAAGAAAGAAGAGUUGAGUCAAAGAGUACAGGAAUCAAGGGAACGAGCUAAAGAGCAGUAUGAAAAACAACAGAGAAGUAGACAAGAGCAACAGUCUAAACAUAAUGUUAUGAUUGGGCUUUUGGAUGAAUUUGAGGCUUACUGUAAAUCUUACAGUGGGAAAGAUGAGCUUCUAGAAAUCCUUUCUUUGAAAUGUAACAUUGAAGCUUCAGAUCUCAGUCUCACUACUCCAAAAGCUGAUCUGCUGGGGAAGAUCCUGUCAGCUCUGGACAAUCUUCUGUUUGAUGAAUGGAUAAAUGAUCCCCCUUCCGGCAGCACUCUGCAGCAUGCUCAGGUUUACAUCACAGAGCUGUGUGCGCUGUCUGUGGAGAUACCAGAAGAACUGUCUCGAGAAAAUAUCUCCAAUCAUGUGCAGUCCUUAGUUGAGUCCAUCAGCCAAUCAGCAUGCAACAUUUUUGAAAGUCUUGAGUUGAUUCAAGCCAUGUAUCUCACUGUGAUGCACUACAUCAGUGAAAAUGACAAGUCUGAUGCUGAUGCAGUCAUUAUAGCAAAAAAAUGGGCUAAGGAAGAGCUUACAAUGGAGCAGCUUUUUCCUCUUGACUUCCUGAGCAUCCUCAUUUCAUCAAUGCAUGGUACAGUUGGCAAAACCUCUAUAUUUAUUUUAAAAAUGGAAAUCCAGUGUUUGAAACUUCUAAUAUCCACCCUUGUCAAUCUGAAUGGCAAAGAAAGCCUCUAUGCAUCAACUGAGAUUAUUCUUGACCUUGUAAGAGACAUUAAGGACAUCCUUCAAUCAAACGAGGUGUGAAAAUCUUGACAGGUGGGCGGGACUUCCGGUGGCUGGGACAUCCUAGGGCGGGACUUCUGGUGGCUGGGGCUUCCUGUGACGUAACCGG
Messenger RNA from Girardinichthys multiradiatus, 1610 nucleotides. RefSeq names its product mRNA export factor GLE1-like. The record is from RefSeq and is a predicted model, not a curated record. The transcript has 3 exons. NCBI's taxonomy places the organism in Eukaryota, Metazoa, Chordata, Actinopteri, Cyprinodontiformes, Goodeidae. Bases 563 to 1522 code for a protein of 319 amino acids.